AUGCAGAACCUCAAGAAGGCACAGAUGCCGCAAUUAAGCACAUUGAUAUUUGCCGAACCGACUAGGCAGAGCAGUCCCAAGUGGCAGUCGCUGUUUACAGAGCGUGGGGUUUCCUUUCUGCCAGUGGUAAGAAGUGGUCUGGUGAGUGAACCAAACGAUGAAGCAAUCCUGAUGCAGGCUGGCAGGCUUUGCCAGCAGUCAGAUGUCUCUUGUAUUGUCUUGUUCACAAAAGACACAGUUCUGAUGAAGCGCGUGAUGCAUCAAGCCAAGAUGGGUAUGAAAGAGUUUUGGUUGGUGGUUCUGGACACAAAGGUGAGCGGAACAGAUACCAUUGAGAGUCAAGCUUCACGAGUGUUUCGCCUUCAGCUUCCACGCACAGUGCCUUUCAAGGUUCGGGCUUUGCUGCAUUCCGAUGCAAGUGGAGAGGUCUUUCUGGAAGACACUCCACCACUGUCUGGAGCGGAUGCGCGUAAGCAGAAGGAAUCCCUGCAUGAGUUUCUCAUCCACAAGCAGUUCUGCAGCGCCGAGGACAACACACACCAUGCAGCAGUGAAAUGCUGGUAUGAACACGUACUUCUUGGUGCCCUGAGCUCUCCGCUGCCGGUUUUUCCGACAGAAGCCACUAUUCAGUUCAUGUGUGAAGCAGUUGCCGGCAGUGCGCGGCAGCCCAGCGCAAGAACAGGGAACUAUGCCUUGUGUUUGCCUCAUGCUCCUGCUAUGUUUGGGCUUUCUAAGGCCAAUCAGACGGUCUAUGGGAGCAGGUUACAAAGGGCCAUACUGCGUGGUGGUGCUCCGUUCAUAAUGCCUGAGUCAGAUGACUUGGCAGUGCAAGUGCUGAAGAGGCUCGGAUACAUAGACAGCUCUUUGAACACAAGUGUCGUCGAGGGCUUGCUUGUCUUCAUAAACGGAGCCAAGAACAAGAAGCAACUUCUCACGAUGGGCUUAUUGCCUUCGCCUGAGGAUACUGUUAAACAGGCUUUGUGCUUGCUGCAUCGUGCUUUUUUGUCGAACCGACUGCCGCCACUUUGGCAACGAGCACCCCCCGAUGACCAGAAAGUCCGCGACAUGUUGCAGAAGCAGGGGCUUAUUUCAAGCACUACAUCAACAAAACAUGAAGUACUUGCUGCCAUGAUGAAGCUUUCUGAACGCAAGCGUCAGUGCGGGCACAAGAUGAAGACGUACAACGGGCUCGUUUGGAGCCUAACCCGGUUUGUGGUGCUUGACGACCCCAUGCGGCGAGAAGCAGUAUUUUUGAAAAACGACGGCUGCCACUGA
Symbiodinium natans is the source of this 1275-nucleotide messenger RNA. The record is from the annotation of a GenBank genome assembly. NCBI's taxonomy places the organism in Eukaryota, Dinophyceae, Suessiales, Symbiodiniaceae.